UGGUUUAGAGAAACUAGGUUAGUGGUGCAGCACUGGUCAUGACGGAGGGAGAAAGUAGGUCACAGACUGAGUAACGUAACCGUUUUAUAUCACAGUUCACGUAACAUUAGAUAGAGGGGUCCAUUAGAUGGAGAUGUCCUAGCUAGUUCAUCUCAUGUAAGUAGCUGCAUAAUAUUUUCAGCAUGUGUCGUGAUGACCAAUGGCUAGUUGCAUAGCUAGCUAUAUAUCGCGUUGCUAGUUGGCUAACGUUAAGCUAACUAACGUUACCUUAGAUAACAAGAUGGAUUUAGGGCUAGCCAAGUUAGGACAAUGUAAACUUAACGUUUCGCUGUAGCUAGAAGUGUCUUAGAUGAAAGUGUAUUUUAGUUGUGGACUAAAAUAUCCAUGCCUAGUAAUUUUAACGUUAGUUAGGGUCUAGCUUUUUUUUUUUUUGCUGGACGGGGGUAGCAUCCUGACGUCAGUUGGGAACGUCAUUAGUUGGAUCUAGCUGGGCUCGUUAAUAAUAGUGUGGAACUGCAGCCCGUAAUUCGUGGCGUUCCUGCAUGUGAGCGUUCCUGCCAUUCGGGGCGUUCCUGCCAUUCGGGGCGUUCCUGCAUGUGGGCAUUGGAGGCAACCAUAGCUGUAUAGAUCUGUGCAAAACUGCAACAGUAGAGUACCUAUCCCAGUGUCUCAGAGGAGGAAUAGCAGCCAGGGCAACCAACCAGGAGGCGUUUCUCUCUCUUCAUCUCAAAUCAAGAGCGGAGCAAUUGCAAAUGGAUGGAAGGAAAUUCCAGAAGCUGUAAUGAACAUUUGUGAUUAUCUAAUGGCAGACCAAAGAAUGGACAUUACCUCUACGAUGAAUGAGUUCAUGUCCCCCAGCUCCACCGAGCUGAUCAGCAGCUCCAUCAACACCCAAGGCAUGGACUACACCCGCAAGAGGAAGGGCAGCACCUCCGACUACCAAAUUGAUGGAUUUUCUUUCGACGAGAGCAGUAUGGAUACAGACAAGGAUAAGCUUAGGGAUUGUGGUGAUCAUCAGGGGCGGAUCAAAAAUGCCAGGGAGGCACACAGUCAGAUUGAGAAGAGGCGCAGAGACAAGAUGAACAGCUUUAUAGACGAGCUGGCAGCGCUAGUGCCUACUUGCAACGCUAUGUCCCGCAAGCUGGACAAACUCACAGUCCUACGCAUGGCUGUCCAGCAUAUGAAGACAUUACGAGGCGCAGCGAACCCAUACACAGAGGCGAACUACAAGCCGUCUUUCCUGUCCGAUGAUGAAUUGAAGCACUUAAUAUUGAGGGCUGCUGAUGGCUUUCUGUUUGUCGUCGGAUGCGAUCGUGGGAAGAUCCUCUUCGUCUCUGAGUCUGUUUACAAGAUCCUCAACUAUAGCCAGAACGACCUAAUUGGCCAGAGUCUGUUUGAUUACCUGCAUCCUAAAGACAUCGCCAAAGUCAAGGAGCAACUGUCGUCAUCGGAUACAGCACCCCGGGAGCGACUCAUCGACGCCAAAAGUAAACUCCCUCCUGUCUUAGUAGAUACUGAAUCUGGCCUACCAGUGAAGACUGACAUUACCCCUGGGCCGUCUAGACUGUGCUCCGGAGCCAGACGUUCUUUCUUCUGCCGGAUGAAAUGUAACCGGCCCUACGUCAAAACAGAGGACAAGGACUUCCCCUCCACCUGCUCAAAAAAGAAAGCCGACCGUAAGAGCUUCUGCACGAUCCACAGUACUGGCUACUUGAAGAGCUGGCCGCCCACUAAGAUGGGCCUGGACGAUGACAACGAGCCCGACAACGAGGGCUGUAACCUCAGCUGCCUGGUUGCCAUCGGCCGGCUGCACCCCCAUAUCAUCCCCCAGCCCUCCCAUGAGGACAUCCGCGUCAAACCUACCGAAUACGUCUCCCGCCACGCCAUCGACGGGAAGUUUGUCUUUGUCGACCAGAGGGCCACAGCCAUUCUUGCGUACUUACCCCAGGAGCUUCUAGGCACCUCCUUCUAUGAGUAUUUUCAUCAGGAUGAUAUUGGCCACCUGGCAGAAUGUCACAGACAAGUGCUGCAGAUGAGAGAAAAGAUCAGCACAAACUGUUACAAGUUCAAGAUUAAAGAUGGCUCCUUCAUCAUGCUGAGAAGCUGCUGGUUUAGUUUCAUGAAUCCCUGGACCAAAGAGGUGGAGUACAUUGUCUCCACAAACACAGUGGUCUCAUGCAGUAUGCUAGACGGUGCAGACCCCUAUCAUCAGUCUGCUGCUUCCCCCACAGCCUCUAUGGACAGUGUGCUGACGUCAGAAGGUGACAUUGAAUGUUGUGAAAGAAAGCAUGCUUUUCUACAUAUGAAGCAGGGAUUUCUUUACGUCCUUGGAACAAGAUGUGGAGGGAGACGGGCUAUUCAGACGGUGCCAGGCAUCCCUGGCGGAACACGGGCAGGUGCCGGCAAGAUCGGCCGUAUGAUCGCAGAGGAGGUGAUGGAGAUUCAGAGGACCAGAGGCUCAACACCCUCUAGCUGUGGCUCCAGCCCCCAGAACAUCAGCACCCCCCCUCCAGACUGCUCUCCAGGGGGCAAGAGGAUUCAAAAUGGUGGAACACCAGACCUUCUGUCGGCAGGAACGCUACCAGGAGGAUCCGACUCCAUUGGAUACCCAUACUCCAACCAGUCCAUUAUGAGUGACAACUCUCAUCUCAGCAUUGACAUCAUGGACGAGCCAGGCUCCAGUAGCCCCAGUAACGAUGAGGCAGCCAUGGCUGUGAUCAUGAGUCUCCUGGAGGCUGACGCAGGCCUUGGGGGCCCUGUGGACUUUAGUGACUUACCCUGGCCCUUGUGAUGACGGCCCAAGAGGAACGAGGCAUAGCAGGGCUGUUGGAGCUCUUGGGCUAAGGUCCACAGAACUAUGUCAAAACCCUGAAUUGAUGAUGCAGUGGCAUCAUCAGGAACCAUGGCACUGUGGGACUUAUUGGAGCCGAGACCUCCAUGUUGGGACUGGGACAGGUCAUUUCAAAGUAUACCUGUAUAUGCCCUCCCUAACUUGCUGCUGGACAUUCUUCCAUUGACCUUCACCACAGGAUAAUUCAUCAUUUUUCAAUGGCUAUUUUCCUGCAUUAUGCUACCAGGGAUUUCUAUUGAAAACCUGUUUUAGUGUUUGGAUGAUUUUACACUACAGUACACAUUGGUUUCCCUUGUUGGAUAACCCCAUUUGAAAAUUGUAUCAAAUCUUUAAAUAGUAUGAUGUAAAAAAUACUUUAUGCAAAAUAUAUGGUGUGUGUAUUGUAUCAGCAGUGAAAUAUUUUUAUUAAAAGUUUGUUUUGUAUCUCUUUCCAGAAGACUUUGAGCUAUAAACAGAAUUUGAUGCAGUAUGUUAUUGAUGCUAAUGAAUAAAUUGUAUCCAUAUUUACAA
Molecule: messenger RNA, 3361 nt
Organism: Salmo salar (Atlantic salmon)
Lineage: Eukaryota; Metazoa; Chordata; Actinopteri; Salmoniformes; Salmonidae
Source: RefSeq, a predicted model, not a curated record